This is a messenger RNA of Drepanopeziza brunnea f. sp. 'multigermtubi' MB_m1, 663 nucleotides long. RefSeq lists its product as uncharacterized. The record is from RefSeq and is a predicted model, not a curated record. NCBI's taxonomy places the organism in Eukaryota, Fungi, Ascomycota, Leotiomycetes, Helotiales, Drepanopezizaceae.
AUGCCUCUCGGGAUACUCACUUCGAUCGCGGCGUGCCCUGCCAUCAUCGGCACCACCGAAGCCGUUCGGCAAGGCCAGAAACAAAACGCGAAAGAAGCGCACCGAGGCCGGAAGGCCAACCUCUACGUAACAUGCAACGACCCCUCGCGGAAGAGCCGCGAUAUCCACGGCGGCACAGUCGUCUUGCGCAAUAACAAACUCUACGUCACAAACGUGAAUCCCAAGUCCAAAUUCCUGCCCAAGAACGGCAGCGACACGGUCGCGUCGCAGGGUCACCAGCUGGCAGGCUAUUUCUUCGGGUACCCCGGCAGCAGCUGGGGGCGCAAGGGCGAGGGCUACGUCUCGACCGUCGCGGACGACCCGCCGCAGCUGAACUGGAUCUACGUGGACCGCGACACCUACGAGAUCAAGUACGGGCUGAAGGUCGACGCCGAGGGGAACUACACCGGGCCGUGGAACGUCACGCCCAUCGACCGGCGGCUGACCUUUGAUGGCUGGGAGGGCUUCACCGUCGUGGAAGAGGAGGCGGGCGUCUGGGCGCUGUACUUCGACGUCGACGACGACGGGCUGGAGGGGAAGGUACCGCUGACGCGGAGGAUCAUGGAGGUGGAGCUGACGAGGAAGGAGCUGCGGAUGCAGAAGGGGGAUAGUAUCCUGAAAUGA